Molecule: messenger RNA, 5746 nt
Organism: Clupea harengus (Atlantic herring)
Lineage: Eukaryota; Metazoa; Chordata; Actinopteri; Clupeiformes; Clupeidae
Gene: col28a2a
Product: collagen, type XXVIII, alpha 2a
Exons: 36
Coding region: 1-3669 (1222 amino acids)
Molecular function (GO): serine-type endopeptidase inhibitor activity
Source: RefSeq, a predicted model, not a curated record
AUGACCAACUGGUCAGAGAAAGCAGGGAUGCCAGGGCUGGGUGCCCUGGCUCAGGAUCACUUUGGGGACAGAUUGGGGCCCAACAGGGCCAGGGGCAAAUAUCUGACUGGAAACACUGUGCAGACAGUCCAGAGUGGACAAGCGGCCAUACUGGAUGAGGACUGCAGCCUGGAGCUGACCUUCCUUGUGGACAGCUCAGAGAGUGCCAAGGAGAACCAUGAGCAGGAGAAACGCUUCGCCAUCGACGUGGCAGAGAGGCUACCAAGCAUCCAGCUCAGGACGGGCCGUAGCCUGAGCGGGAAGGUGGCAUUGCUGCAGUACAGCAGUCACGUGCUCAUUGAGCAGACCUUCAAACAGUGGCGCGGCUUCGAGAACUUCAGGACCCGGAUCCUUCCCAUCGUCUACAUCGGCCAUGGCACCUACACCACCUACGCCAUCACCAACAUGACCAAGAUGUACGAGGCUGAGUCGGGGCCGGCCGCCAUCAAGGUGGCAGUGCUGCUGACCGAUGGAGUGUCGCACCCCCGCAAUCCGGACAUCUUCUCGGCCACGGCUGAUGCCAAAAACCAAGGGGUGAAGUUCUUCACGGUGGGCAUCACUCGCUCGGCCAAUGAUCCCACCAACGUGGCACAAUUGCGUCUGCUGGCAAGCUCGCCAGCUUCCCGCUACCUCCACAACUUGCAGGAUGUUGACCUCAUCGAGAAGAUCCUCACAGAGAUCGCUGAUUUGGCUAAUGAAGGGUGUCCUGCGGCCCAGAGAUGUUCUUGUGAAAAGGGAGAAAGGGGAACCAAUGGUCCAGCGGGUAAAAAGGGUCGCUCAGGAGAUGAUGGCAUCCCUGGACCCAAAGGACAUAAGGGUGAAAGUGGGAUUCCGGGACUUUCUGGUCGAGAAGGGGGACAGGGCAAACCUGGUUACAAAGGAGAGAGUGGGGAGCGAGGUGAAUGUGGAACUCCUGGAAUCAAAGGAGACAGAGGACCCGUGGGACCAGUUGGCACAAGAGGAGCCAGAGGACUACAGGGUUUACCCGGCCCCCAUGGUGACACUGGACCUGAGGGAAUACAGGGAAAGAAGGGUGAGCGAGGCGCCGCUGGCCCAGCUGGAAUUCAAGGAGAGAGUGGAAUUGGUCUUCCUGGAUCUAAGGGUGACCAAGGUUUCCAGGGGAGAUCAGGACCUCCCGGGCCUCAGGGGAUUGGCGAGCCAGGCCUACCUGGGCCUCAAGGGCCACAAGGUGUUGGAGGCGAAAAAGGACCUCAGGGAGAGGGAUUCCCAGGAGGAAAGGGAGACCGUGGACUGGAGGGACCGAGGGGGCCCCGCGGACAGACGGGCCUUGGAAUCAAAGGAGAAAAGGGAGAGUUUGGACCACCUGGUUUUUCUGGGCCUAUAGGGCUUUCUGGUGUUGGAAUCCAAGGAGAGAAGGGUGGACAGGGUCCCAGAGGUCCACCAGGUGGCAGAGGGCCACAAGGAGAGGGCUUACCUGGACCUAAGGGUGACACGGGCCUUCCAGGAGAGUUUGGAGCUCCGGGAGAGAGGGGGAUUGGAGAGCCAGGAACAAAGGGAGAUCCAGGUCUUGGUGGGUUAGCAGGUUUACCUGGGCUUCCUGGGGAAGAUGGAGCUCCUGGACAAAAGGGUGAGCCUGGGCUUACUGGUAUUAGAGGCCUUGAGGGAACACCAGGAAUUGGCACCCAAGGUGAAAAGGGAGACCAGGGGCAGCGGGGUGUCCGAGGAUUGUCUGGACCACAUGGGAUAAAUGGCCCCUCUGGGCCAAAGGGAGAGCCUGGUGUGCCAGGAAGACUUGGAAUGCCAGGACUUCCAGGACGUGCCAUUGCAGGGUCUAAGGGUGACGUCGGUCCUCAAGGGUCUACUGGGCCCGUGGGUGAGACCGGGUACGGAUUACCAGGUCCUAAGGGUGAUCGUGGUAGUCCUGGCCCACUUGGUCCAUUUGGCCCCAAAGGAGAGGGCUUUCCUGGUCCAGGGGGCCCUCCUGGUCUUCCUGGUAUUCCAGGAGAGUCUGGGCCUGAGGGAAUUGGCAUUCAAGGACCUAAGGGUGAUGUUGGCUUCAGAGGCCUGCCAGGUCUACCUGGGGCCCAAGGGGAGGGACUGCCAGGACCACAGGGUAAUGUUGGACGAUCAGGUCCUCCAGGGCCUGCUGGACCCCCAGGGGAAGGCUUGCAAGGCCACAAGGGUGACCAGGGAUCUCAGGGAGUAACUGGGCCAAGAGGGGCACCAGGAGAAGGUUUCGCAGGCGCCAAGGGUGAUCGAGGCCUGCAGGGAGAGAGGGGAAACAAAGGCUUUAAAGGAGAUAUGGGAGACCAUGGACAUUCUGGCGAGCCUGGAACACCAGGAACCAAGGGAGAAGCAGGACUCACUAGGGAAGAUAUCAUCAAACUGAUCAAGGAGAUCUGUGGAUGUGGUAUCAAGUGCAAGGAGAUGCCCAUGGAGCUGGUGUUCGUCAUUGACAGCUCAGAGAGUGUGGGCCCAGAGAACUUUGAGAUCAUCAAAGACUUUGUUGCGGCUCUGGUGGACCGCGUCACUGUGGGAAGGAAUGCAACCCGCAUUGGUAUGGUGCUCUACAGUCUGGACGUCCAGCUGGAGUUCAACCUGGCACGGUACAUGACCAAGCAGGAUAUCAAGCAGGCCAUCAGGAAGAUGCCCUACAUGGGCGAGGGCACCUACACUGGUACUGCCAUCCGUAAAGCCACCCACGAGGCGUUCUACAGCUCCCGCAACGGCGUCAAGAAAGUGGCCAUUGUUAUCACGGAUGGACAGACCGACAAGAGAGAGUCCAUCAAGUUGGACAUCGCUGUGCGGGAGGCUCAUGCUGCCAACAUUGAGAUGUAUGCCCUGGGGAUUGUCAACAGCUCAGACCCAACACAGGCUGAGUUCCUGCGCGAGCUCAAUCUGAUUGCGUCAGACCCAGACAGCGAGCACAUGUACCUCAUUGAUGACUUCAACACCCUGCCAGCUCUGGAAUCUAAGCUUGUGAGCAAGUUUUGUGAGGAUGAGAACGGUGCCCUCAUCUACAACAGCAUCGCAAAUGGCUAUGGCACCAAUGGUCAUGCCACCAAUGGUCAUGCCACCAAUGGCAAUGGCCAAAACGGGUAUAAUAUCCAUGGGAACAGUGGCCAAGACAGCAACUAUAAGUAUGAGGUAGAGGUUGUGGAAAGGAACCCCGUCAUCGCCCCUGACAGCUAUGGCAGAGGCCGAGGUGACAGCUUCUCUCUUCCCAUCAACGCUGGCCCAGCCCCUGCCAAGGUCCAAGAAGAGGAUGAUUAUUAUGAGGGAGAAGAUCUGGACCUACCACGACAUAGUAGCACCAUUGCCAUUGUAAACAAGUCGGUUCAACCUUCACAGCCAAUCACAUCUGAGAGGGGAGAUGCCUUCUCCACAGGAGCCAGUUCAUCCUCCUCAGGAGUUUCAGGGUCCUCCACAGCAUAUUUACAGCCAGAGGUGCCUCCUGUUGUGGUUCAACAGAAACUCCCCACGGAUCCCCGCUGUGAAAUGGUUUUGAGUCAGGGCACCUGUAGAGAGUAUGUCAUUCGUUGGUAUUAUGACAAACAGGCCAAUGCUUGUGCACAGUUCUGGUAUGGAGGUUGUGGUGGCAAUGACAACCGUUUUGAGAAGGAAGAGGAGUGCAAGAACUUAUGUGUCUAUGGACGAACAGUUGGUUAAGAAGAAGUAUGAAAAUGGGAACGUGUGAAUCUCUCAGUGAGUGAAGUCAUCCUCCUCUACAUCACCAAAGAGGACCUUAAAUAUGUGUGUAUGGCAGCACUGUUUUGUACAUGAUUGAAUGUUUGUAAGUUAGAGGACAAAAUUACACUGUCCCCCAGCAACAGAACUUCUUAUUGUUGAUAAGUAUGUGCUCUGUUAGAUAUCCAGAAUCCAGAAGUAGUUAAAAUUCUGUUGUCACAGAAAUGGACCCAUAUCAUCACUUGCUAUGUCUUACUUGUUUUCAGUUGUGACAUUAUUUCCUGUAUUGUCUUUUAAUUGUAUCUGCAACUCACUGUGUCACUGCACAGUGGUCAAACCUCUUCAUAGGGGGACUGAUAUAAUUGCUGCUCUGUAAUCGUAUGCCACUGAACAUUGCUGUAUGCCUCUGCACUAUGGCAUAUGUUAGUGUUGUAGGUUAUUUCAAAAUUUGACUGAAUACUGUGACACUGUACAUUUUAUAAUGGACAAAAUACACCAUAAAGGUCAUGUUACAACCGUUGAAAAUGUAGAUAACAGUAGUAGAGUAUUAAACAAUAGAUAUUAUUUUUGUAGACUACAUUUUGAAAACGAGUGCUUUGUAAUCUUAUCACGUCCAUUUACUGUGAAAUCUAAUGUCAUAUGAGUGGACGUAAAAAGAGCCUCUCUAUCCAAUGGUUGUAUUCUUAAUAUUUGAGAAUAGACAGUCUACAUGCAAAACUAGCUAGCUGUUUAUGAAAGUGGUUUUAAGACAUUGUAUUUAAUACAUGUUUUCAAUGAAUAAUCUCUAACCUCAGAUAAAUCUGUUUGUGUGACUGAACUUGUGAAUGUUUAUCCUUUUCACAGCGAUGUUUUGUACUUUUUUUAAAUAAAACAUGUAAUGUGAAUAAAUGUUGCUACUUGAUGAGAGGUCAAAACUUUUGUGCGAAACCGUGGAAGUGGAAGAACCCAAGAGAACAGUCUCUCAGUGCCUUUGAGGCCCCGUCAUAUGCUUGCACCUCACCUGAUGAUAUUAUAAUUAUAGGUCCAACACGUCAAUACUGCUAAGAGGCCACCAUCGCCCUCAUUAAAUCCAAAAUGGUAAAUAGUCCUGAUGUCAGGAGACAAGAACCAUAAACACAGUUCUCUAGUUGACAAUAAAUUAACUGAAACUAGUGGCUUGAAAACUCUCAGAAAAAAAUGAUUGAAUAAUUUCUCUAAUGGGAUUGAUAUCGUUCAUAAAGUUGCUGUACAAUUACGACACUGCAUUGUUGAUUUGCUUUCCUCUGAAUUGUGGUAGAAACUGUGUCAAGUUACACACAUAUUUAAAUUAAAUAACCACUCAAGAAACAAACAGCUGGUCCUACUCUCUUAACUUAUUCCUCCCAAACAUCUUAGAUAACAAGAAACUGUUACCUGCCUCAUUUAUCUAGUCUGCUAAAAUCAGACAAAUGUAAUACAAAUACUGCAAAAACUCCUGUCCCCAGGGAAAAGGCUAUAGCCUAUGAUUGAAAGUCAAUCAUAUGCAUCACAGACAAAAUCCUCAGGAAGCUGAAGAAGACAUACAUUAUGGGAGAAUGUGACCUGAAGGAAGAUAUGGAAGGCUAUUAGUUUACCCAUACAUUCAUGGCUUCAGGCAAAGGCUAUGUGGGUGGCCACAGAAGAAGCUGAAGCACUGCUUGGUUGGACAGUGAAAUGUUUAAAUUUGCACACGCUAAAUGUACAAAACUUUGAUUCAGAUAAUGAAGCCAUUGUGAUGUAUAAAUGCACUUUACAGACAAUGUGACAAUAAAUUGUGUCUGACAUGUUGUUCAGUUGAUAUCACACAAAAACACUUCUCAACCUGGAUGUCAUCUUGACAUCCUGUUACAUACAUUAAAGCCACCCCCUUCUUUCUUGUCUGCUGCUUAUUCUCAUCACAUCACAUCACAAAAACUCCUCAUAAAAAGCCUCAAUCAUGCAAGCGUUUACUUAUGUUUUACUGCCCCCUUCUGUACAAGAUCAGUACUGGCAUGUGUUAUCAAACAUAUUGUGCACUGUAAAACUCAUUUCAUUAAAAAGGAAAAAACAACUUUAUCACAGU